AGGCAAGAUUCUUAGUUUAAACACUACAUCUGCCUCUGCGACAACAAGAAUGAUCUAAUAGGUUCUGCAUGCUACUUCUUUUGAAUAAUUGAUUGGUUCGCUGCUGGUGUCCAGGAGGCCGCGGAAGUUCCCCGAGAAAAGACUUAGGUUGAUACUCACAUUUUUUGGCUUGUUUUUUUUGACUCGUUUGUCGCUCUCUAUCUCUUGUUCGGUCCCUCACCUCGGUUGCUUUGCUAGUCAUAUGUCACAGAGAUGCACGACACGAUAUGACACUUUUUUACGAUGAAGAAGAGCCUUCAUCUUGCUGUCGUGUGUCAUAGAUCGGCAGUUUUUCUUUUGACAUCUCACUUUACUUAACUUUAGCAUUUAUCUAUGUGAGUGGCUUGGCUAAGUGUGAAACUUCUGUGCAUUCUGCAACAACUCACCUGACAGGGGUUGGUCUAUCAACCACCCGUCUGCAUGCAGCUCACCCUAUACCCAAACGCGCUGGGCUGCAAAUCAUCUAAUCAAUCAAACGGUGUUUUUUUAUGCAUAGAAAGAUAGUUUAAUCUAUCAGACGUUGGUGCGUCAGUGCAUCGCUCUUUUUCCCCAAUACCCGCUUUUUCUUCUUUUGAUUGUCUAGCCGCCAGAAAUGUCGAAGCGACUGGCGAACCCGAACUUCAAGCGCCCUCGGCGGAUGGAGGAUGCAAAAGAAGGCGUAUCUAUGAUUUUUGCCCUUUGAUUCCGUGAAUGACUGUUGGAUUGAAACUCACGUCUCGAGAUGAACUUUGAUUCUCUUGGAGCCGUAUACCAUAAAUCUUGCGCGGCGGUUAUAUUCGAAAAAACUUAAAAGUGUGAAUAAAUAAUUUCAUUUUAGAGACCACUAGUUUUGAUCUAUACUUUCUAUCCCUAUUCAUAUCUGUCAGGUGCUUCAUUCUCAUUCACUCAGUCAACCAAACAAUUCAUCUACCACUAUCUUUACCAGAGUGUUUCCGUCGCAGAAGGCGGCAACGAUGCUGCGGCGGAGGAGACUGGUGGUAAUAUCCCGCAAACAGCGUCGUUAGGUGCUAUGCCUAGUAGCCCGAAAAGCCCUAAGAUUCCGCUUGUGUUGCCUCUCGCACCGAAAGAAGGGUCCCUCUUGAAGAAUGUCGUCCCUUCGCCCGUACCAUCUCCCGUCAAGGUCCUUAUCGCCCCAAAGGGUGUUUCAGAUAUGGUGGAAGCACUGUCGCCACGUAGCCAAAGGGAACCCGCUGGUACUUGAAUUUUUGAAGAUCCGAUUACUUAUGUGAGGUUGUUCUGAUGAGAAAAGGGUUUUCAGGCAAUACGACUAAGCAUCGCGAAAAAAAUGUUUUCAGUGCUCGCUGUGAUGAACAUAUCUAGAGAACUUUUCUACAACAAGAAUUCACACUCGCAAGGUCCCACGUCACCUAAAAGCGGACUUGCACGAGACCCACUUGAGGGUAGCGGUUUCAUCUUCGCUGAUGACAAGCCUGCAUCACCGAUCGACACGCUUAUGCGCAGCGAGGCCGCCGAAGUCACAGUCGUAAUGGAACAAGGAGGUACUAGUUUGGUUUUUUGCUUUGUGAUAAGUAAAUUGUAGUUGCGACUCGCAGCAACGUGACGAAUCCAAUGUGAACUGCAUAAAGACUUGUUUCCGACACAGAAUAACACAAUUUGGAGUUCUCCCAAUAACGAUUCAUUCACAACUUCGAAAUUCCACAAACAGCUGGUGGAGUACUGAGUAAAUCGGGUGCCAGCGUAUGCCCGAAGCUCAGCGCGGUGCCACCGAGCCUUGUUGCAAAGCCACCGACUUUUCAAGUUAAACCGAAGGUUGGUCUUGUAUCGCAUCCGAUGAGCGCAUCACCCUUUCUAAUGGAAAAGUACUCGAUUUCCAGUCUGCAGAUGCAAGAAAAUAAGAACUCGCCAGCAGUCGGGUACUAUUCCAUCCGUUUGGCAGAACAAAAACGUUUUCUUUUAAUUUUUGACUUCAUCUCCCUUGCAAUCUGAAACCCAAGAUUGAUCACGAUGAGUUCGUCGUGUCUCAUGCAAUCACGAUUAUUAGUUCUCCAUUGAUUUGAUUUCAUACAUGUCUGAUGAAAAAUCACGUUCAAAAUGAAAUCAUACAGAUGGAAAUGGGCUCCGACUCUGUUGCAGGCGGCAACGCAACCAAAGGCAGCUCUCUCAACUACAUUGGACUACAAGCGCACCGUGCUCCAAAAUCCUUCCGUUCUAUUCUCCCCAUUACGAAGGGUUUCGCUAUUCUAAAUAGCACAUCAACACCUACCAGAUCUACGCUAAUCAUUCUCACUUCUAUGUCUACUACUUAUACUUAGGACAAGUCGUCUAUAGUUACGGUUACAUUCAUCAUGUAAAUCGAUUCAUCUAAUUUUGGCACCGGAGAAGAUCGAGUUUAAGAAGCUGGCCUGUCCUUCCCUUGGGGGUGCUACACCGCUCGAGUUGAAGAAGACCGCCGCAACACCGCUUCUGCCGAUGAAGGAGAUCAGCAUACCGGUCGUGCCGGGACUGAUGCUAGGCAGCAAGCCCUCUGUUGCUACGACGACAACGAAGGAUUCAGGGUCUGCAUGCUAGACGGUGACACGGGGGAUCUCAGACCUUUAGACAUCUACUACCACACCAGUUGUAGCCGGAGGAGGUUCUUGAAGCUAAUCUUCACCAUGGAAAAGCUUUGCUGCGGGAAGACAGAGUUUAGAACCAAUAUUUAGCAAACAUCAGGUUGGAUAGAUAUAGUACCGGGAAUAAGAAAGAGCGAAAAUAAACUAAAACUGCUUAAUUUACAGUGUUCUAAUAUCCGUCAAAUGGUGUGGGUGGUUUCUAUUGUACCAAGUGGAUAGAUGUACUGCUGUGACUGACCGUAGAACAAUGCAUGUUCAAGAUGGUCAUGAUUAUCUAAUUCUAGUCAAUUGAAACGCCAGAUUAGCACAGACUGCAUAAUUGUCUCGAGUAUUAUUUCAAAGCGCAGAAACCUAGUCAUUUUUUUUUUCAUUGUUUGAUCCUACUUGUAUACUAUGAGUUUAGUGAAACGCAUAGCAUUCAUUGAACAGCACGAGCAACAAGUUGAUAUGCAGCUUGCCUCAUCAUGCGCAUUUCUCCGAAUCUCCAGCGUUUCAAGACUGUAGGGUUAGACCGAACUCGAGAGGCGACGAGAUCUGGAAGUGCGCUCUGGUGCCGCAUAUUAGAAGCUUACAUCUGCAUCAGCAUGUGCAUAGAAAUUACGUAGUUACUAGUUCUUUCUCUUUUUUGUUCCUCCUUUUCGCAGGCGACCACGCUGUUAAUUCUUCAUUGUACAUCACAUACCUAUGAAUACGCUGAAGUUCUUGCAGACACAACCACAAGACUGCGAGUAUGACAUAGUUGUUGAAACAUAUUGAUACUCAUUUGAAUUGUAGAGUGAAAUAGCAAGAAUUACAGCAUAUUUAUCCAUUUUAUAUAUCAAUGAUUCUGGGGCACGUUAUUACUUUCGGAAAUAUUUCAUACUCGCCACUGAGAGAAGAUCGAGAUUUGUUUUUUGGGAGGGAUCGAUGAUACAAAGUAUCACGGAUCUAUAGUUUUAUAGCUUCCGCUGGGCGAGUGCCAAAGUUCAACCAACGAAAGUGUUGAAAUCAUGUGGAAGGAAAAGGAUCAUCUUCUUGCUAGCUAGAUUGAUCCAGUUCCCCUGUUCUGCAAAUGGCGAGAAUAUGAAGACGAAAGAAGUAGGAGGUUGCUGAUGAUCCCAACAC
Molecule: messenger RNA, 3716 nt
Organism: Amoebophrya sp. A25
Lineage: Eukaryota; Dinophyceae; Syndiniales; Amoebophryaceae
Source: the annotation of a GenBank genome assembly